Messenger RNA from Neohortaea acidophila, 530 nucleotides. Its product is annotated as cytochrome b-c1 complex subunit 8. Gene Ontology annotation, biological process: mitochondrial electron transport, ubiquinol to cytochrome c. The transcript is spliced from 3 exons. The coding region runs from base 67 to 381 and encodes 104 amino acids. The record is from RefSeq and is a predicted model, not a curated record. NCBI's taxonomy places the organism in Eukaryota, Fungi, Ascomycota, Dothideomycetes, Mycosphaerellales, Teratosphaeriaceae.
CAGCCAUUGAGGCAGCGAAACGAUCACACUUCCCUGCCAUCUACGAAAUCCGACCGCGCGAUCACAAUGAGGCCCACCCAAUUUCUCCGGAGCGGAGGCGGCGAGUGGAAGCCCGGCCAGUACAUGAGCGGCACCUGGGGCGCCAUCGGCUCUCCGCCACAAAAGGGCAUCGUGCACUACGGCCUCUCCAACAACCGACUGAAGCCCUUGGCCGGCGCCACGCAGGCCGCCAUCUUCAACACCUUCCGACGAACGCGAAACCAGAUCCUCUUCUGGUCUGUGCCGAUGCUGAUCGGGUAUGAGUUGAUGCAGUGGGCGACGGAGAGGAAUGAGUACCUGAACUCGAAGGAGGGCCGAGAGUUAUAUGGCGGUGCGGUGUAAGCUGGCUAAGCUGAUAGUCGGUGGUGGAUUGGCGGGCGAGAACAGCAGCAGCAUUGUCAGUGUAUAUAAACAGCGUUUCAGAUGACAAGGUGCUCUCUGAACCACCAGAGUCCUCUUCUUCAAACAACCUACAGUUCAGUCUUCUCCCG